GAGAAAUCAGAUGUGCGAUAUAGUUUGAAUAAUUGAUAAUAACUUGAAUGGUUCAAAGAAAGAGAAUUUGAAUCUGAUGAAGGAAGGAAGCAUUUACAACAAAAAACUCAGCAAUUGUUUAUCGAAUAGCAUCAUCAUGAACUUGGAAAUCAAUCAAAACAUCUUACCAUCCACAUCAACAUCAACAUCGACACCCGAUUUAUUAACCACCCAUCAGAUUAAUAAUACCUUAUCAAAUCCACCAUUAAAACAAUCCAAUGAACUUCAUCAAAAACAUCAUAAAUCAUCAAAACUUAAACUUAAUACAAAAUUAAAUCAUUCAUCAAUCAAAUCAAACCCACAUCACCACAAAGUACCAUCAAAUCAACUUAACAAACGUGUCAAAGUAGGAGCAAGAGCAAGCAUCGCAUGUGAAACUUGUCGUCGACGUAAAGUCAGAUGCUCUGGUCAAUAUCCGAUUUGUAGUUUUUGUGCAUCUCGUAGUUUGAAGUGUGAUUAUGAUGGUCAUCCCGAUUUGAUUAAACCAACACCAAACUCGCCAUCUAAUUCUUUUACACCUACCAACUCAACUUGUCUUUCUACUCCAUCUACAAGUUCGACUUUGAAUUCUUCAAUUUCAAAUCUCAAUCCUCUAGAUUUACCAGAUCCAGAGAUCCAACGACUAGCUGUCAAUGCCUUUUUCACUCAUUUCUCAGAUGAAAGCCUCUUUACCUUUAUCCAUCGACCAACCCUGAUUCGGCAACUGGACACUAAGACAGUUGAUCAUGAGAUCUUACUUUGUAUCCUCACUCUAGCCGGAAGGUUUUGUGAUCCGUUAAAAGCUUUACAUGCUCAUGAUUUCCAACAAACCUGUCAUUUUUAUUCUACUCAACUCUUGAAUUCGAUCCGUUCUAAUCCUGAUGUGAUUUCAUUAUCAAGAGUUCAAGUACUUCUAAUGCUUGGUUUACAUCAUUGUACACAGUAUCAGGAACAAACCGGUUGGAUGCAUAUCGGUACAGCUGUCAGAAUGGCUCAAUUGUUAAACUUGGCCCAUUUGGAUGAUGAAGAACCCUUGAUCUCGACACCUCUUACUCCCCGAUCAAGGAUCACUACUCAACAAAGAACUCAACAUGAACAAACCCUAAUCGAUCUUGAUAUCAAACGUCGAACGUUUUGGGCUUGUGUCUUACUUGAAAGAUUGUUUGGCGAUGGGAAAGAUAGACCAGCGGUGAUUAGUUUGAGAGAUGGUGAUCUGACCACUCGAUUUCCUUGUCCUGAUAAUGAAUUUAUUAUUGGAAAACAAGUGUCGACUGCUAGAUUCAGUACCAAACCUUUACCAGUUUGGGCACCUAAUUCUCAUCGAUCUGGAAUCGAAAAUGAAGAAGCAGAUCUCUUUGGUCAAACUAUGAGAAUAGCUGAAUUAUGGAAUCAAGUGAUUGGUUAUGUUGGAAAAGGUGGUAGACAUCAUGAUAGAAGAUGUCCUUGGUUACUUGAUUCAAGUUUUGGAAGACUUGAUGAACAAUUAUCAGAAUGGGAUCUUAAUUUGCCAAGUCAUUUACGUUACUCUGAGUCUAAUUUGGUGGCACAUUGUAUGAUUGGACAAGGAAAGGCUUAUGGAUUGAUGCACUUAUUGUACUUUACCUCCUUAUUGUACCUACACCGCGACUACCUACCUUUCUUGCCUCCUUUGGACUACAAUCCACGCAACGGACCGAUUGACGGUGAAAGCUUAUGGCAUCCUAAUCAGAGUGGAGUCGAAAUCGUUCCACCUAAUCCAGAUUGGUGGAAAACAUCAGCAGAUACAUGUUUUAGAUCAGCGAAUGCGGUGACGGAUAUGUUGAUUAAUCUUAGUCACCAUGCAUCUCGACUUACUAAUCCUUUUGCUGGUUAUGCGAUCUUGACUGCUGGAACGAUGCAUAUACAUCUAUGGUUUUGGCCUUUGCAUGCACCUUAUGUGAAGAAUGUGGGAGAGUAUCUCGCGUCUGAUACAAAGAUUUUGAAUGAACUGAAACAGACCUGGUCGAUCUCGCAGCAAUGGUGUCAAGCUUUGAACACACAUUACGCGUUGAAUAGUUUUAUUCACGAUAAAGAUAGUGCAACAGUGAUGGCACCACCCCUUCAUUUAGUCAGAGCAGGAUUAAUGAAAAUUAUUAAUAUCAAUGCGCAUGGAUCGAGCGAUCAAUCCACCAAAUCACCCACAGGAAUCUUAGAAUUGAUUAAAAAGACACAUGAUAUCUUUUCAGAACCAUGGCCCGAACCUAGUACGUUACCGAUCCCAAGUGAAUCUAUUAAUCAUAAACAAUCACAAGCAGAAGCCAGUGAAUUGUUUAAGGUUAGAGAUCGAUAUGAAGGUGAUAUCCGAUCACAUUUUGUACAUGAUCAAGAAAGAGAUGGUGAGAAUGUAAGAUUGGCAGAUCUGAGUCAAUUAAAUGAUUGGAAUGUGAUUAAUCUUUUGAGUGGUUGGAAUGUUGGGAUUGGAAAUCAUUCGACUGGAUUAGAUUGGGUAGAUUGAAUGGUUUGGUUUUGGAAUGGGUUUUUUUGGGUUUGAUGAUCUACUCAUCAGUGGGUUUUGUUUAGUUUUGUUCUUUUUCUUGUUUGACCGGAGGUUUUUGUUUGUAAUUUGUGAUAGCAUUUGAUUAUAAGGCAAUGUAGGGGGUUUGUUUUGCAUGAUUUAUGAUGAGGUUACUCAGUUGUAUUUGUAUUCAUGUUCGAGAAGCUGGUUUUUUGCUACCUACAACUGUUUAGUUUGAUAGAAACCAAUCCAUACAAGUUUCU
This is a messenger RNA of Melampsora larici-populina 98AG31, 2754 nucleotides long. RefSeq lists its product as uncharacterized. Gene Ontology annotation, biological process: regulation of DNA-templated transcription; DNA-templated transcription. Lineage: Eukaryota; Fungi; Basidiomycota; Pucciniomycetes; Pucciniales; Melampsoraceae. The record is from RefSeq and is a predicted model, not a curated record. Gene Ontology annotation, molecular function: DNA binding; DNA-binding transcription factor activity, RNA polymerase II-specific; zinc ion binding. The coding region runs from base 77 to 2491 and encodes 804 amino acids. Gene Ontology annotation, cellular component: nucleus. The transcript is spliced from 11 exons.